Molecule: messenger RNA, 1807 nt
Organism: Hibiscus syriacus
Lineage: Eukaryota; Viridiplantae; Streptophyta; Magnoliopsida; Malvales; Malvaceae
Product: early nodulin-like protein 2
Exons: 6
Coding region: 83-1807 (574 amino acids)
Cellular component (GO): plasma membrane
Molecular function (GO): electron transfer activity
Source: RefSeq, a predicted model, not a curated record
UACACAUUACAGCUGAAACAGUGAGAUCUAGUGGGGGUGACUGUAACAAGAGAACACAGCAAAAUAUUCUGAGGAAAAAGAUAUGGGUGAGAAAAUCAGCAUGGCUGCACUUAUUCUUGUUUUGGCUGCAAAUCUGUUGCAGAGUACGUAUGGUACAACUUAUACGGUGGGAGACUCCUCUGGUUGGGUGAUCCCUUCCAGUAAUACAGAUUUCUAUGAUAAUUGGGCUGACAAUAAGAACUUCGUUGUUGGGGAUGUUCUUGUGUUUACUUUUACUACCGGAACACAUAAUGUUGCCGAGGUGACCGAAGCUGCUUACGACGCCUGCAACGUUGCUAAUCCUAUAUCUACAUUGAGCAGCGGACCGGCGAGAAUUACCCUUAAUAGGACCGGUGAUCACUACUUCAUUUGCGCUUUCCCCGGUCACUGUUCCGCCGGCCAAAAGCUCAGCGUCGAAGUCAGAAAUGGCACCCGCAACAGCAGUGCUCCCGAAACUCCAGGUGCUACCGCUCCUGGACCUUCGGGAACUCCCGGAGCCAACUCAGCUUCAUCCAUUGUUGCUACUCUGUCUCCUUUCUUCUUCAUGUCCGUUGCCUUGGUUUUGUCGUACUUCUUAAGAAACUGGGUAAGUAAGAAUAGGGGAGACCUGAAUACUAAGAACACAGAGGAAAAGAUGGGAAAAAGAAUAAAUUUAGCGUUUAUUACAACCUUCGCCAUUGUAGCUUUGUUGCAGAGCUCUUUGGCACAAAGAGAUUACGUUGUUGGCGAUGCUUUAGGCUGGGUGAUUCCUCCAGGUCCCUCGACUUAUCCCACAUGGGCAGCAAACAGGGCUUUCAGAGUCGGCGACACUCUCGUGUUUAAUUUCAUUAAUGGAGCGCACGAUGUCGCGAAGGUGACGAGGGCUAACUAUGAUUCUUGCAAUGGUGCGAAUCCCCUUCUUAUGUUUUCGAAUAGCCCUGCGAAUGUGACCCUCAACGAAACCGGGAGUCAUUACUUCAUCUGCGCGUUUUCCGGUCAUUGCAGUGCCGGUCAAAAACUGGCGAUCAACGUUAGUGCUGCUGUUUCGUCUCCGGCUCCUCAGCCGUUAACCGCCGUUUCUAAGCCUUCUCCGCGUCCUCAACCUACUACUCCACCAGCUUCUAGUCCUAUGUCGUCUGCCCCUGCUCCAGCGCCUCAAGGUGGCUCGCCGGCACCUGUCUCUGGUCCGACGACUUACACUGUUGGAGACACCUCGGGAUGGAUUGUACCAACUAAUGGUGCUUCGAUGUACCAAACAUGGGCUAAUGGCAAGAACUUCAUGGUCGGAGACAUUCUAGUUUUCAACUAUGUUACUGGUACCCAUGAUGUGCUCGAGGUAUCGAGAGCAGCUUAUCAGCCAUGCAAUGCAACCAAUUCAAUUUCAAACUGGACCACCGGACCAACAAGAGUCACUCUUAGGACGGUAGGCGAGCACUACUACAUCUGCGGAGUCCCCGGCCACUGCGCUGCCGGUCAAAAGCUGGCUAUCAAUGUCUCCACCAGCUCCACAGCAACCCCGCCAUCCUCUUCCUCGCCUUCACCAUCACCAUCCAUGCCAUCCCCUUCCUCGCCUUCACCAUCACCAUCCAUGCCAUCCCCUUCCUCACCAUCACCGUUAUCAGCUACACCGCCAUCCUCCACUAACGGUCCCUCGUCUCCCACCAACCCUUCAUCUCCCGCCGGAGAUAAUAAUGCAACUCCGCCAACACCGGGCACCUCAGCAGCAUCUCUGGGUGUUGCGGGUCUCUCAGCUACUUUCGUGUCUUUGAUUGUAGCUUUCUUCAUGUAA